AUUUGCACCGCAAAAUCAAAGAUUUGCACCGCAAAAUCAAAGAUUUGCACCGCAAAAUCAAAGAUUUGCACCGCAAAAUCAAAGAUUUGCUACUUUUGAAGUAUUUUGGCAAAAAGUAAAAAUAGUUAUAGGUGAAAAAACUCACACCGCUAUUUAUGAAAGCAAACUUUUUCCCCAAAUUAAAAAAAUUAAUCCCCAACUUACGGACAGCGCCAUUAUGAAAGGCAUUGAGUCAUUAUUUAAUAGUAAAGAUAACCAAGAAGCCUUUAAUUAUCUGCGGAAUGGCAUAAUAAUUAAUAUCCAAGGGGAAAAUAAAAAAGUUAAAUUUAUUGAUUUUGACAAUCCUCAGCAAAAUAAAUUUUCCUAUUUUCCGCAGUUGCGUAUUCGCACUAAACAUGACAACUAUUUUGAACCCGACCUAAUUUUAUUUAUUAAUUAUUUGCCGGUGGUCGUUUUGGAAUUUAAAGACCAAACCCGAGCCGGAAGAAAAUGA
Messenger RNA from Funneliformis geosporum, 493 nucleotides. Lineage: Eukaryota; Fungi; Glomeromycota; Glomeromycetes; Glomerales; Glomeraceae. The record is from the annotation of a GenBank genome assembly.